AUGUACAGGACACUCGCCCUCACUUCACUCUCGCUCUUCGGAGCCGUUCGCGCUCAGCAGGUUGGCACGGGGACGACGGAGGUCCACCCAAAGAUGAACUGGCAGACUUGCACUGGUAAAGGUGGCAACAGCUGCACAACCAAGGCCGGUUCUAUCGUGCUCGAUUCCAACUGGCGAUGGGCCCACAACGUUGGCGGAUACACCAACUGCUACGAUGGCAACAAGUGGAACGACAGCUACUGCCCAGACGGCGACACCUGUACCAAGAACUGUGCUAUCGAUGGUGCUGACUACACUGGUACCUACGGUAUCAACGCCGGCGGCAACUCGCUGAGCUUGAGGUUGGUCACCAAGGGACAGUACUCUAGCAGCAUUGGCUCGCGUACCUACCUUAUGGAGAGCGACACCAAGUACCAGAUGUUCAACCUCAUCGGCAACGAAUUCACCUUUGACGUCGACGUCUCCAAGCUGCCUUGCGGUCUCAACGGUGCUCUCUACUUCGUCGAGAUGGCCGCUGACGGUGGUCUCGGCAAGGGCAACAACAAGGCUGGUGCCAAGUACGGAACCGGAUACUGCGACUCCCAGUGCCCACACGACAUCAAGUUCGUCAACGGCAAGGCCAACGUCGAGGGCUGGGUCUCCAACCCCGAGGACCCCAACGCUGGCUCAGGUACCAUGGGUGCUUGCUGCCCUGAGAUGGAUAUCUGGGAGGCCAACUCCAUCUCCACCGCAUACACCCCCCACCCCUGCAAGGGCACGGGUAUCCAGGUGUGCACUGACUCCACCACUUGCGGAGAUGGCGACAACCGCUACAAAGGUAUCUGCGACAAGGACGGUUGCGAUUUCAACAGCUACCGCAUGGGCGUCAAGGACUUCUACGGUCCUGGAAAGACUCUCGACACCAACAAGAAGAUGACCGUCGUCACCCAAUUCGUUGGCUCCGGCUCCAGCCUCUCAGAGAUCAAGCGUUUCUACGUCCAGAACGGCAAGGUCUUUGCCAACAGCCAGUCCAAGGUCUCUGGCGUCAGCGGCAACUCCAUCACCGAGGCCUUCUGCACUGCCCAAAAGAAGACGUUUGGCGACACAAACUCUUUCGCCACUCUUGGCGGCCUCAACGGCAUGGGCGCCUCGCUUGCUCGCGGCCAUGUCCUCGUCAUGUCCCUCUGGGAUGACCAUGCGGUCAACAUGCUCUGGCUCGACUCUGUCGCCUACCCCGCCGAUGCCGACCCAUCCAAGCCCGGUGUUGCCCGUGGUACCUGCGCCACCACCUCUGGCAAGCCCGAGGAAGUCGAGGCCAACCACCCCGAUGCCACUGUUGUCUUCUCCAACAUCAAGUUCGGACCUAUUGGCUCCACGUUCGCUCAGCCCUCAUCUUAAGCGUGUCGCUGACUCGUCUGGGGCGUUUCCAAACAAAGCUUGGCUGGUAACUAAAAACUUUGUCAGAUUGUUGGAUCUAGAAUCGCGGUCUGUCGCUGGUCCUAUCCUUUCGCUUUGAUUCGUUACUGUAUAUACUUGGUGGUGGAAUAGAAGAUGGAUGUGUGCAUAUAGAAAAUGAAGAUCUUUAUUCAUUCACA
This is a messenger RNA of Pyrenophora tritici-repentis Pt-1C-BFP, 1574 nucleotides long. RefSeq names its product Glyco-hydro-7 multi-domain protein. The record is from RefSeq and is a predicted model, not a curated record. Gene Ontology annotation, biological process: carbohydrate metabolic process. Gene Ontology annotation, molecular function: hydrolase activity, hydrolyzing O-glycosyl compounds. Lineage: Eukaryota; Fungi; Ascomycota; Dothideomycetes; Pleosporales; Pleosporaceae.